This is a messenger RNA of Cryptomeria japonica (Japanese cedar), 1785 nucleotides long. RefSeq names its product AP-3 complex subunit mu. Gene Ontology annotation, cellular component: cytoplasmic vesicle; clathrin adaptor complex. The transcript has 9 exons. The coding region runs from base 322 to 1485 and encodes 387 amino acids. The record is from RefSeq and is a predicted model, not a curated record. Lineage: Eukaryota; Viridiplantae; Streptophyta; Pinopsida; Cupressales; Cupressaceae. Gene Ontology annotation, biological process: endocytosis; intracellular protein transport.
AAUUGCUAUGCACCCUACCAAACUCGUCUCACUAACCCAGCGAUCCAUUUUCACGAUAUUAAGUAUACUAAUCCUGUUAACCCGAAGCUAAAAAAUUUACAAUUACAAUUGUUUGGGAGGUGAACUGUAGGGAACAGUAGUGGAUGGUGCGAAGGAGCUGAUGCCGUGGAUCGAUUACUCUAGCAGAGAAAUAUGAUGCAGUGUAUAUUUCUUCUCUCCGAUACCGGGUGGACAGAUCUAUAUGUGUUUGGUUCUGGGAACAAGCUUUUCCUGCGAGAGAUUCUUAUAAGGAUUGAUACCUGAAAUGUAUGAUGAUGCUAUAUGAUUUUGAGCCAUGCAGUUUGCAGUUGCAGAACGAUGCAAAUAUUGAAGGUGCCUUCUGUAAUUGCUUCGCCAGCACAUUACCUUUUGCAUAUUGUACGUGAAGGAAUAACAUUUUUGGCUUGUACACAGUAUGAAAUGUCUCCUCUACUUGGUAUUGAGUUUCUUUGCAGGGUGGCAAAUGUGCUUUCAGAUUACCUUGGAGGCUUGAAUGAAGAUCUAAUCAAAGAUAAUUUUGUUAUUGUGUAUCAGCUUUUGGAUGAGAUGAUGGAUAGUGGAUUUCCUUUAACUACAGAACCUAAUAUCUUGAAGGAGAUGAUUACACCACCAAAUAUAGUUAGUAGAAUGUUGAGCGUUGUUACUGGAGGUUCUUCCACUGUCAACAAUAUUCUUCCAGGUGCUACAUCAUCAAAUGUACCAUGGCGAGCAAGUGACUUAAAACAUGUAAACAAUGAAGUUUAUGUGGACCUUGUAGAGGAAAUCGAUGCUACUGUAAACAGGGAUGGAUUUCUUGUCAAAUGUGAAGUCUAUGGUGAAGUGCAUGUGAAUUCUAGACUCUCAGGUGUACCAGAGUUGACUCUUUCAUUUUCCAACCCUUCUAUUCUUAAUGACAUAAGAUUUCACCCAUGUGUGCGUUUUCGCCCAUGGGAAGCUCACCAAGUGCUAUCCUUUGUGCCACCGGAUGGGGCAUUCAAACUCAUGAGCUACAGGGUAAAGAAGUUGAAGAACACUCCAAUAUAUGUAAGGCCACAACUAAGUUCAGAUGCUGGAGUUUGUCAAGUUAAUAUACUAGUUGGCAUGCGCAAUGAUCCUGGAAAGCCAAUUGAUUCAAUAGCUUUAAAAUUUACCUUUCCACAAUCUGUUGUCUCAUCUGAUUUGACUGCAAACCAUGGGAGCGUGGAUGUCCUCACCCACAAGGCUUGCACGUGGUCAAUAGGUCGAAUUCCUAAAGACAAAGCCCCUUGCUUAACAGGGACUCUUACAUUGGAAAGUGGACAGGACUGUUUGCGUGAAUUUCCCACUAUCCUUGUUGGCUUCAAGAUCAUGGGAGUUGCCAUGUCUGGCCUGAAAAUAGAUAAAUUAGAUCUCCAGAAUUUGGGGUAUCGCCCAUAUAAAGGAUUCCGUGCUCUGACGCAAGCUGCAUGCUAUGAAAUCAGGAUCUGAAAGAAGAUGCACUGCUUUUGAUUUGAUUUGGCAAUGUAAGAAGGUUUUUCUUGCUGCAGUGGACAAUGUUAGCAAUUUAAAUUUUGAAUACCGUUCUUUAGUCUAAGUGAUAUUGUGAGAGCUGCAGGUAUCGGCAGCAUAUAUAAUUUGUUUCCCCUCUUGGCCUGGUUUUGUGGGAAGAUGGCUUGGAGUCGCAUAAGGAAUUAUUUUCAUAAGAAAGAAAUAUUAUAUUCAGACAUGGUGGAAAAUGCUACGAAUAUCUCUCAACUAGUUGAAAAUGCAUGAUUAAUGAUUAUCUUU